GGCAAAUCACUUGAAAAGUUGAGGAACUUUUUGAAAAGGGUGUUUAGUAUAUUUUCAUAAAAAAGGUCAUAUUUUUGUUUAUAUAUACUCAUAAUCAAUUUACUUGUGAGCAUAUCCAAAUGAAUGCCAUGUCAAACUCAAAACCCAAAAAUGCUGUAGAUUUAGAACAAUUGAAGGCUGAGUUCAAAGAAUUAGACAUUUCUCUUCCAAAAGCACUAUGGUUUAAUCAUCCAUUACAGCAUUAUCAAGGAUUUUGGGGUCCAAGCAUUGCUCUUGAGAAUAUAAUUGCAUUCCAAACCCAUUUUGAAGCUCAAGAUUCUGAUAUCAUCCUUGCAAGUCUACCUAAAACUGGCACUACUUGGUUAAAAUCCUUACUCUACACCAUUUUAAAUAGAAAAUCAACUUCACUACAUACCAUUUCUCAACAAGUUUUUCAAACGAAAAAUCCUCAUGAACUUGUCCCCAGCUUUGAGUUCAGUAUUUACAAAAAAUUCAAUGAAACCCAACCAGAUUUAAGUGAUUUACCUUCACCUAGACUUUUUUCAACCCAUAUACCCUUUUUAUCAUUACCAGAUUCAAUUAAAUCUUCAAAAUCUCGAAUUGUAUAUGUUUGUCGAAACCCUCUUGAUACUUUUGUUUCAACAUGGUAUUUUAAUCUUUCAUUCUAUAUGAACAAAGACAUGAAGCCAAGUAUGGAAAUGAUGGAGGAAUACGUAGAUAAAUAUUGUAUGGGACUAUUUUUAUUUGGUCCAUAUGAAUCUCAUCUGCUUGGGUAUUGGAAGGAGCAUUUGCAAAACCCGGAUAGAGUAUUAUUAUUGGAAUAUGAAGGGCUAAAGAAGGAACCAAAAGCACAUGUAAGAAAGUUAGCAGAUUUUAUAGGCUGUCCAUUUUCAGAGGAGGAAGAGAAUGAAAAUGUAAUAGAAGACGUGAUUAAAAUUUGUAGUUUUCAAAGUUUGAAGGAAAUGGAUGUGAACAAGAAUGGAAAAUCAAAUCCGUUUUUUGAUAACAAUGUUUUUUUCAGGAAAGGAAAGGUAGGAGAAUGGAAGAAUGAAUUGAGUCCAUUAAUGGCGAAAAAACUUGUUCAACUUUUGCAUGGAAAGCUCAAGGAAGCUGGUUUUGCUUUCACUUACUAUCAACCACCGGAUUUAUCACAUUGAUUUUUCAAAUUAAGUCGUGGUAAUUAAUAAUAAGGUAUUAUAUAUGUUGUGUUUAGUUUAUACUUCCUCGUUGCUAUGUUUCGUUUUGGGCACUAUUCAUUUUCAAGCUUAUUUUGUAUAUUGUGACUAAUAUGUAAGUAAAAAUAUAGUCAAGUGCGAUCUUGUUCGAAUCGUCUAA
Molecule: messenger RNA, 1335 nt
Organism: Amaranthus tricolor (Joseph's coat)
Lineage: Eukaryota; Viridiplantae; Streptophyta; Magnoliopsida; Caryophyllales; Amaranthaceae
Product: cytosolic sulfotransferase 15-like
Exons: 1
Coding region: 120-1157 (345 amino acids)
Biological process (GO): sulfation
Cellular component (GO): cytoplasm
Molecular function (GO): sulfotransferase activity
Source: RefSeq, a predicted model, not a curated record